Molecule: messenger RNA, 1574 nt
Organism: Impatiens glandulifera
Lineage: Eukaryota; Viridiplantae; Streptophyta; Magnoliopsida; Ericales; Balsaminaceae
Product: UDP-glycosyltransferase 73C4-like
Exons: 2
Coding region: 36-1490 (484 amino acids)
Molecular function (GO): UDP-glycosyltransferase activity
Source: RefSeq, a predicted model, not a curated record
UAUAUUACCAAUCGGCACCACCUUACACCGCCGCAAUGUCUUCAAAACCCCACUUUGUUUUAACUCCUCUGAUGUGCCCCGGCCACUAUAUCCCCAUGAUAGACAUGGCCAAGUUCCUGGCUGAACAAAACACAUUCGUCACCAUCAUCCUCACUCCUCUCGUCGCUCAAAGAAUGAAACCCAUUACAGACCGAGCCAUAAACUCCGGUCUCCCCAUCCAAAUCCUCCUCCUAUCUUUCCCCACACUCGAAGCCGGUCUUCCCGACGGCUGCGAAACCAUCGACACUGUCCCUUCAAUGUCUUUAUUUAAAAACCUCUUCCAUGCCCUCGAAUUACUCCAACAACCAUACGAACAAUUAAUUCAAAACCUCAAUCCAAAACCCAAUUGCAUAAUCGUGGACAAACAUCUAGCUUUUUCAGCUCAAACUGCCGAUAAAUUCAACAUACCCAGAAUCGUUUUCGACGGUAUGAACUGUUUUACGCUUGUUUGUUUUCAUUCUUUACACAUCUCUAAGGUAUACGAAUCCGUCGGAGAAGACGACCCUUUCAUCGUACCUGGUUUACCUGAUAAAAUCCAGCUUACCCGCAGCCAAUUGCCGGGGAUUUUCAAUCCAAAUCCAGGACAGAUAAGUGAGAAGGAGCUCCGUGAAAGAAUCAGACAAGGAGAAGAGAAUGCAUACGGAGUAGUAAUCAACAGUUUCGAAGAAUUAGAACCAAAAUACGUCAAAGAAUUGAAGAAAAUCAGAGGAGAUAAUGUAUGGUGCAUCGGACCACUUUCACUUUGCAACAACAACGAUCGAGACAAAGCAGAAAGAGGCAACAUUUCUUCAAUAAACGAGAACCAAUGCCUAAAUUGGCUCGACAAACAAAAACCAUCAUCGGUCAUCUACGCCUGUCUAGGAAGCCUCAACCGCCUCACGCCGCCGCAGCUAAUCGAGUUAGGUUUAGGAUUAGAUUCCUCUACUCGCCCUUUCAUCUGGGUCAUCAGAGGAGCAAACAAACCAGAAGAAGUUGAAAAUUGGAUUAAGGAAAACAAAUUCGAAGAGAGAGUAAAAGAUAAAGCCAUUGUCGUACGAGGUUGGGCGCCGCAAGUUCUGAUUCUAUCCCAUCCCGCCGUCGGCGCUUUCUUAACUCAUUGUGGCUGGAAUUCUAGUAUAGAAGGAAUAUCAUCUGGGUUACCCAUGAUCUGUUGGCCGCUUUUCGGUGAGCAAUUUUUGAACGAGAAUUUGAUUGUGGAUGUGUUGGGAAUUGGGUAUAGGGUUGGAACUAAAGGGGUAACUCAUAUUGGAGAUGAAGAAAAGUAUGGAGUCACAGUAAGUAGGGAGAGAGUUGCUGAUGAGAUCAGGAAGGUAAUGAGUGAGGAUGAAGAAGGGAAAGAGAUGAGGAAAAGGGUAAGAGAAUUGGGGAAGAUGGCGAAGAUGGCGAUUGGAAAGGGAGGUUCUUCUUACCUUAAUCUGAUCACGUUAGUUAACAAAUUAAGAAAUUGUUAGUUUGAAUCAUGUUUAAUGUCAUCACUAGUUCUUUUCUUACCUAAAAAAAUGUUUCUAAUAUAAUAAAGGGAUGUUUUAUAUUAA